GUUCAAACUUUGUCGAGCAGAAAUAGCAAUGCCUCUGACGAAAGAGAAUGAAUCAAAGAUACUGAAAAACUUUGAAACCAUCAUAAAUGAACUGGUAAUUGUUGAUAUAGUAGAUCAUAUGAUUACUAAAGGAAUUUUUACCAUACCUAAUUCGGAAACAAUAAAUUCAAAACCUACACAAAAAGAAAAGAACAGAGCAUUUGUAACCAUCCUCAUUCAAGGUAAACCAGCAGGGUAUAAAGAAUUUAUCAGUUCGUUACGUAAAGAUGAAAAAGCAUAUGACUCUAUUGCAGACCAAAUAGAGAAUACAGUUAUACAAGAAGAUGAAGAUGUAGAUGAAACAAUUGGGGAGUGGAUUGCAAACCGAAUGCCACCAGGAAAAGAAAACCAAUAUUUACAAGAUGUUCACCUUUUGUACUUCAGUAAAGCAAUAGCCCCAGCACAUUUAUUUACGUUCGGAAUAUAUCUAGGAUUUGGACAAGCAGAUGUCGAUAGCAUACAAUAUAAACAUCCUCGGGCUUCAGAACCUGCAUGUCAUGAUCUGCUUGUUAAAUGGAGGAAUAAGUAUGGACAUGGUGCAACUGUUACACGGCUAAUGGAUGUUUUUUUCGCUGCACAUCAGAAUGUACCUAAUUCUAUUUACGAAAACCUAAUUUGGGACGCUCUUAAAAAAAUAAAAGAGGUAAAAAUAUAAAGAAUCAAUAAAGGAUUCAAUAAUGCAGCAAAAUGCGGGAAGGCCAUUAAAAUGUAGAAGGUUACAAUACUUCGGGUACUUAGAUUAAUACUCAUGUUUGCCUUCCAGUUCUCUUUGUGUUUUUCUUGUAACAAAAUGAAUGAAAUUCAAUCUGUAAAUAGUCGUAUGUAUGUAAAUGCAAUAGUAGAAGAGUAGCGAGAAAAGCACCCUUGUUAAUAAAUAAUUCACUUCAAGAGUGUGCAAAUAAGAUAAAAAUCAAAUCAUUUUAUUGGUGUUAACAACAAAUAUUGGGUAGUUACCAAGAAAAACAUGACCAUAUUUACAAACAUACAUUAUUUAAAUUUAAUGAGGCUCGUGGGUAAAAAAAUUUCAGAACAAAAUCAAAUCUUUAUUCUUUCAUUACACAUUUUAUUUAUUACACUAAUAGUUAUUACUUUAAAAUAUGGUACAAAAAUCAACCCCAAAAAACGAUUCGAUUUGGCCCCGAACGACUUUUAAAAUGUUUAUUGCAUUGAAAAACCUCCAAAUUAUCUUCCUUUGGUGCAAAAAUGCAUUUUUUUUUCGGCAUUAUAUUUUAAAUAUCUAUUUAAGGGCAUACGAUACAGUUACAGGGAAGGUAAUGACGUUGCUAACGUAAUAUGUUAUUUUCGCGACGUCAAACUGUGACAUAUUGGGAAAAGAUGCAUUUUUCGACUGAUUUUAAUCAUUCAAACUGUUUUAAUUUGAAAACGAGUUCAUGGACCCCUAUUUUUCAAAACGUCUAUUUGUUUCAUUUUGUAGGGAGAUUAUAUGACCCAAAUUUUAUAAAACUGUAAAUAGAGGAUUUUUUUUUAAUUUUGAUAAACAUGCAGUAAAAAAUGACGUUUUUUCCUCAAUUCAUGAGUUAUUUCUAAAUCAAAUGUUGCAUAUUUUUUUAGGAUACUUAUAAAAUACAGAAAUUAUCGAUUAUUUAACAAAAAACAAUUUGUGUUUAUCUUUUAUAACAAAAAAGUUAUGUCUUUCUUUCGAAAAAGAAUUACGGACACAAAUCUGAAUUUUGAACAAAUAUACAAAAUUUCGACCUCAUUUUACUCAAAAAGUAGCAUAUGAAGGUAUAUUUUUUAUAACAUUUUUGAUUUAAUCAGGUAAAAAAUAGCCUAUAUGCAAAUUUUCACGAACUUGUAAAUACAGGAUCAAAACUGUAUCGUAUGCCUUUAAACUCAUCGGUGACCUAUAUUUUUUAUUAUUGUUUUCAAAUAAGCUGUACAUAAACUAAAUAAUUUAAGCGAUUUCUGUAAUUAAGAUAUUUUUUUUAUUUCGAUAUUACCUCUAUUUUUUCCUAUUAGCUCAACAGAAAAAAAUGACAUUAACAAAAAUGAAUGCUUCUUCCGGAGGCAGAUUGUGAGCUUAAAUGAAUGGUGACCCCAUUUUUUUAUUUCAUUUUUCUUUUAAGUAUAUGAUAAAGUUUAUUUGUAAAAAAUAUACCGAAAUCCUAUAUUAGAAAAAAAUGGAUUUAUACCCAGGACUUAAGCCACAUUCAUAUCAUUUAUGUAUCUCGUAUAUUUAGAUAUUUUGGUGGAAAUACUAAUUUUGCAAAUAUGAGAGUAAAAGUGCAAUAUUUGUAAUGAAGUGUUAUUAAAUAUAACAUAACAAAUAUACAAAAUAAGCACAAAUGCCUAUUACAUUAAAUGAUUAGUUUUCUUGUCUGUUAGGCUAUUUCUUGGUACAUAUAAAUCAUAAACAAUAAUUUUAGUUUUGUCAUACUCAUUAAAUGUAAACAUAGAAUUAAUUUUAAUUUUUCCUCAUAAGACAUUUUGUAAAAAAAGAUUAACCUAAACUCUCUAACUCGUUUAAAAAAAAAUUGGCUACGUUUUUUCUGUGAUAUUUAUCUCCAGUCCUAUUUUUACAGAGGGAAUAUAAUGUUUUUUUCAGAGGUUAUUUACGGUGUCUUCGAUGUUCAUUAUUUAGAUUACUAUUACUUAAUCUGAUCUUAAUUAGCUAUCAUGUAUCUAUCUAAAUCUAUUAA
Mytilus trossulus (common blue mussel) is the source of this 2699-nucleotide messenger RNA. RefSeq lists its product as uncharacterized. The coding region runs from base 29 to 694 and encodes 221 amino acids. Gene Ontology annotation, molecular function: protein binding. NCBI's taxonomy places the organism in Eukaryota, Metazoa, Mollusca, Bivalvia, Mytilida, Mytilidae. Gene Ontology annotation, biological process: regulation of apoptotic process; signal transduction. The transcript is spliced from 3 exons. The record is from RefSeq and is a predicted model, not a curated record.